Messenger RNA from Sardina pilchardus (European sardine), 2207 nucleotides. Its product is annotated as E3 ubiquitin-protein ligase TRIM35-like. Gene Ontology annotation, biological process: protein ubiquitination. Gene Ontology annotation, cellular component: cytoplasm. Lineage: Eukaryota; Metazoa; Chordata; Actinopteri; Clupeiformes; Clupeidae. The record is from RefSeq and is a predicted model, not a curated record. Gene Ontology annotation, molecular function: protein binding; zinc ion binding; ubiquitin protein ligase activity. The transcript is spliced from 7 exons. Bases 567 to 1982 code for a protein of 471 amino acids.
AAACGUUGGGGGCUUAAAACACCAAGAAACUUUUUUCUUGAUAAUUUCUUAAUGUAGCCUAAUACUGUUUGGACAUGAUCAAACACUGUGUUUGUGUUCAGCCCUUAAAGUGAUACUGAUUUCACCUUCUCUGUGACUGUGCCGUCUAUUACUCACUGUGCUGGAAAAGCUACUGUUUAGCCUGAGGGUUCAUCUUACUCAACACUGUGUUUGUGUUCAGGGGCGGUGCAGGCAGGCAGCAGGGUCCAAAUAUUUUCUCUCUCUCCCUCAGUCUCUCCUUUUCUCCCUCUCUCUCUCUCUCUCAUUCUCUCUCUCUCACUCUCUCUUUUUCUCCCUCCCUCUCUCAUAUUUAAGCAGAGCUGUCCAAUCAGAAUCCUCAAUCCAAGUCCCUCCCUCCACCUCACCCUGUAGUUGAAUGAGGAAGUGGGAACUGAGACGGACGGACUGAACUGAUUGACGGCUUCUCUCUGAACUCUAAAAAGAGACUGACAUGAUCUUAAAACAGUGAAGUUGAAAGUGAAAGCAAACUGUACAAACUACUGCAAAAGACUACUGGUAACAGCACGAUGGCAUCUAAACCCUUCUCAGAAGAGGAUUUCUCCUGUCCUGUGUGCUGUGACAUCUUCAAGGACCCUGUAGUGCUCUCAUGCAGUCACAGUAUCUGUAAGGUCUGUCUGCAGCAGUUCUGGGAAACUAAAGGAUCCAGAGAAUGUCCAGUCUGCAGGAGGAAGUCAUCAAUGGUUAACCCCCCAAUCAGUCUGACGCUAAGGAACCUGUGUGAGGCCUUUUUACAGGAGAGAAGUCAGAGAGCUUCAGCAGGGUCUGAGGUGCUCUGCAGUCUGCACAGUGAGAAACUCAAGCUCUUCUGUCUGGAGGAUAAACAGCCUGUGUGUGUGGUGUGUAGAGACUCCAAAACACACAAACACCACAACUUCAGUCCCAUCAGUGAGGCUGCACCAGAUAUGAAGGAAGAGCUCAAAAUCAAGCUGGAGCCCCUAACAAAGAAACUGAAGAGCUUUGAAGAAGUUAAACUCCUCUGUGAUCAAACAGCAGCACACAUUAAGACUCAGACCCAGCACACAGAGAAGCAGAUGAAGAUGGAGUUUGAGAAGCUUCAUCAGUUUCUACGAGAUGAAGAGGCAGCUAGGAUAGCUGCACUGAGGGAGGAAGAGGAGCAGAAGAGUCUGAUGAUGAAGGAUAAGAUUGAGAAGAUGAGCAGAGAGAUCUCAUCUCUUUCAGCCACCAUCAGAGCCAUAGAAGAGCAGAUGGGAGCUGAUGAUGUGACUUUUCUGCAGAACUACAAGAGCACAGUGGAAAGAGCCCAGUGCACACUGCAGGAUCCGGAGAGGGUUUCAGGAGCUCUGAUCAAUGUGGCAAAGCACCUGAGCAACCUGAAGUUCAGAGUCUGGGAGAAGAUGCAGGAGACUGUUCAGUACACUCCUGUGACUCUGGAUCCCAAUACUGCACACCCACAGCUCAUCCUGUCUGAGGAUCUGACCAGUGUGAGAUGUGAUGUUGAGGAGCAGCAGCUUCCUGAUAACCCAGAGAGGUUUGAUCACUAUGCCAGUGUGCUGGGCUCUGAGGGCUUUAACUCAGGGACUCACUGCUGGGAUGUGGAGGUUGGAGAGAACACAUGGUGGGAGGUGGGUGUGAAGGCAGAGUCAGCCCAGAGGAAGGGAGAAUAUGGUGAAGAUGUGAGUGGAGAGUGGAGUGUGUUGUAUAAUGAUGGUAAAUAUGGAGCAUGCGCUGCUCCACAGCCCCUCACUCUCCUCACAGUGCAGCAGAAACUCCAGAGGAUCAGAGUGCAACUGGACUGGGACAGAGGAGAGCUGUCAUUCUCUGACCCUGAUAAUAACACACACCUACACACUGUCACACACACAUUCACUGAGAGAGUGUUUCCAUACUUUAAUAGCUGUAGGGAGUCUCCUCUGAGGAUGUUACCAGUGAAGGUCUCAGUUAGAGUAGAGCAGCCCAGUUAGAGCUGAUAGUGUCUCUGUGGACCAGAAAGGAUCAGCAUGAGGAGAUGAAUCAGAGACUCUGAGAGAAAACACCACUGUGGACUGAGAGAAAUCACCAGCAUCACAUACACCCUCUUCUCCCAUGUGAUCAUUUGACAUUCAUUGUACACGCUCCACAUUUUUAUGCUGUGUAAGGGAUAAAGGUUUGUGAUAUAAAAUUCAUUAAAGGUACAUUUCACUUAUGGA